AUGGAUGAUGUCAACCCCAAAGUUUCAAUUAAACCUCAUGUCAUCAAGCAAGAUCCAAAAGAUAAGGAAACGUUAUUCAGCAAUGAACCCAUUAUUGACAAUGACGAAGACGAAGAGCCUGAUGAAGCUGAACUUAAAAGGCGGAAGGCUCGUGAAGCAGAGUUGGAUGAAAAUGCUCGUAUCUUCAAGGAGGCUGAGGAAAAAGAAAGUGCUGAGUUGGAUGAAAAUGCUUGUGAAGCAGAGUUGGAUGAAAAUGCUCAGUAUUGGUUGGAUCCUAUUGCUUCCUUUGAUGUCCAAAAUUCACAGGAUUCGUAG
Messenger RNA from Lactuca virosa, 315 nucleotides. The record is from the annotation of a GenBank genome assembly. Lineage: Eukaryota; Viridiplantae; Streptophyta; Magnoliopsida; Asterales; Asteraceae.